AUGAAUUACUCCUUCGUCGCUUUUGCUGGCACCCUUUUCACCUUGGCGCUGAGCGCUGCGACCCCUUCCAACGCCCGGUCAACCUCUUCAAACAUCGGGACGCCAAACUCAAAAGAUACAGGCGCUACGGCCAACUACACCAAUGAACCAGGCGGAAAGUUUACCGUGAAUUGGUGGAAGAAUGGAACCUUUGUUGGAGGAAAGGGCUGGAGUCCUGGCUCAUCUGAUAGGGUGUUCAACUAUAUUGGAAUCUUCGAGCCCAGUGGUUACAGUCUAGUCACAUUCUACGGUUGGACUCGAGACCCUCGCGUUGAAUAUUACAUCGUCGAGUCGUUCGGAGACUACACACCCGCAACCGACACUGUCAGGAAGGGAGAAGCUACAUGCAACGGUGCAACAUAUGAGAUCGGGAAUACUUGGCGCCCCGACCCCGAUUCUCCCAACUUUCCCAUCGGCAGUUUCCAACAAAUCUGGGCUGUUCGAGUCCCUAAGAAGGGCGUUGGGAAGAUAAACGGUACGAUCGACUUUGGCUGCCAUGUCAGGGCGUGGAGGGCGUUGGGCAUGGAGCUGGGUGCACACGAUUGGCAGAUUAUGGCGAUUGAUGGAUAUUUCAGUAGUGGCCACGCAACUAUAGAGAUCAUAUAG
Molecule: messenger RNA, 645 nt
Organism: Coprinopsis cinerea okayama7#130
Lineage: Eukaryota; Fungi; Basidiomycota; Agaricomycetes; Agaricales; Psathyrellaceae
Product: xylanase 5 protein
Exons: 3
Coding region: 1-645 (214 amino acids)
Biological process (GO): xylan catabolic process
Molecular function (GO): hydrolase activity, hydrolyzing O-glycosyl compounds
Source: RefSeq, a predicted model, not a curated record